Paramormyrops kingsleyae is the source of this 3523-nucleotide messenger RNA. It is a transcript of the gene arhgap12b, whose product is annotated as Rho GTPase activating protein 12b. Gene Ontology annotation, cellular component: cytoplasm. Lineage: Eukaryota; Metazoa; Chordata; Actinopteri; Osteoglossiformes; Mormyridae. Gene Ontology annotation, molecular function: protein binding. Gene Ontology annotation, biological process: regulation of GTPase activity; signal transduction. The record is from RefSeq and is a predicted model, not a curated record.
CAAGUCAGAACUGGUGGACUGGCGCUGGAAGGAGGCGGGCGGAUCGCCUGCUCCUGUACCGCGGACAGGAAAGCGACAUACGAAUCGGGGAAGUUGGUUUAUUUGGUGCUUCGCCGGACCGGCUUGUUUUCCAAACCGCGACUUCAAAAGCCAAGGCCUCCUCUCGCACCAUGAACCUUCCCCUGGCCCCCCAGCGGUAAGCAGGACGGACGAGAGAUGGCCGACCGCGAUGGCAGGGCUGAGGUGCCAGUUGCACCGGGCCAGACGUACAUCGAGGUGGAGUAUGACUACGAGUAUACGGCCAAGGACAAGCUGGUGAGCAUCCGGCAGGGCGAGUGGUACAUGCUGGUGCGCAAGACCAACGACGACUGGUGGCAGGUGCGCAAAGACGAGGACGCCAAAGCAUUCUAUGUGCCGGCCCAGUACGUUCGCGAGGUCCGCAAGGCCCUGAUGCCGCCCGGCAAGUCCCUGCACCCCGUGAGCCCGAGCCGGCUCAAACCGGAUGUCUUGGAGAUCCGGCGGUCGGACGAAAAUCUGAACAGGCCCCAGGAGAUGUCCAGCUUCGGGCGGGCCGGGUGCGGCCGGCCCAGCCCACCGUCACUGCACCGGGACACCAACCAGAACUUGGACAGCUUUGGCGGUGUGCCAGAGAGCGUCCAGAACAACAACCUGAACCAGUACGCCGGGCCCGGCUUCAUGCACAUGCGGCCUGACCCACCCAAUGCCAGGGCUCCGGACUUUGUCCGCUCCCCCGUGCUGGUGAGGCGGAUCCUGCUAGAGCAGGAUGUGGAUCGUGCGCCGGUGUUUAGCGACCUCACCGCUGAUGGCCCAGAGAAACUGAGGAACGACUCGGAGUCCGGGGACGACCUGAGCAGCAGUUCCACGGAGCCCAUGCAGACGGUCUCCCCCAUGGGGGCGGGCAUGGCAGAGUCUCCGGUAUACACCAACCUUCAGGAGCUGAAGAUCUCGCAGUCCAGCUUGCCCCCACAGCCCUCGAGCUCGCCGGUACAUGCGCUUGGUGACUGGGAGACCCACCGCGACACCAGUGGCCGCCACUUCUACUUCAACCGCGCCACGCAGGAGCGGACCUGGAAACCGCCUCGUGCCCGUGAUGCCACCAGCAGCGGGCAGGCCGAGACCCCAGGCUCCGCCGGGGACAUCGAGCCUCUGUCCUUGGAGGAAAACUGCUACAGUACACACUCCAGCCAGUCAGACAGCCAGUAUGGGUCACCCCCCUGUGGCUGGUUCGAGUUGCUGGAUGAGCAUGGACACACUCUGUAUGUCUCUGAAUACACCAAUGAGAAGUGGAUAAAGCAUAUGGACGACCAAGGCCGGCCGUACUACUACAGCGCCGACGGCUCCAGGUCCGAGUGGGAGCUGCCCAAAUACAGAGCCUCCCUCCCGCAGCCCAUGGACGUGUCCAAGAGCCACAGUCUGGACCGGAAGCAGCCCGACCCCAUCGUGUUGACCAAGUGGAGGCACAGUACCUGCAUGUUAGACCUUAAUGACAAGGAGACCCAGACGGGCCCAAAGCAAGCCUCCCCAGAUUCUGACUCCUGUCCCUCAUCUCCCAAGCACCCCAUCUGCGUUAGUAUACCUUCAUCCUCCUGCCCGUCGGAGAAAUGCGGCGUGCUGAACGUCACCAAGAUCACAGAUAAUGGGAAGAAAGUCAGGAAAAGCUGGACCUCUUCAUGGACAGUGCUGCAGGGCACCUCCUUGCUGUUCGCCAAGGGCCAGGGAGGCGGGACCAGCUGGUCGUAUUACCGCAGCGGCUCAAUCCCCGAGCUGCUCUUCUCGCUGUUAAGCACCUGGAAGCGGCCGGCUAAGGCGCGGCGCGCCGUGUCCUACGGCCUUCCCGGGCUCGUCCCCACCGCCACUAAGUUUGGAGGGAAUCAGUCCAAGCCUGAGUUUACGGUGGACCUCAGAGGCGGCUCUGUUGAGUGGGCUUCCAGGGACAAGUCCAGCAAGAAGCACGUCAUUGAGCUGAAAACUCGCCAAGGGACCGAGCUGCUGAUUCAGUCGGAGAUAGACAGCGUCAUCAAUGACUGGUACAAGGCCCUGGUUGAAACCAUCAGUGCCCAUGCCUGGGAGUCAGAUGAGGCCAUUGAAGAUGACUUCCCAGAGUCUCCGGGGGUCGAGAAGCAGGAUAAGGAGAAGGACCACCGGGACAAGAAAAACAGAGCCUUGAAGAGCUCUUCCAGCAUAGACUCGGACCAGAAGAAGACCAGGAUGAAGCUGAAGAAGUUCCUUACACGCCGUCCCACCCUGCAGGCAGUCCGGGACAAGGGCUACAUCAAAGAUCAGGUAUUUGGCUGCAGCCUGACCAGUCUCUGCCAGAGGGAGGACACCACAGUGCCCAACUUCGUCUGCACAUGCAUCGACCACGUCGAGCGCACAGGGCUGAACGUUGAUGGUCUGUACCGAGUCAGCGGGAACUUGGCCGUCAUACAGAAGCUUCGCUUUGCCGUCAAUCACGAUGAGAAGGUUGAUCUGAACGAUGGAAAGUGGGAGGACAUCCACGUCACCACAGGCGCUCUGAAGAUGUUCUUUCGGGAGCUUCCGGAGCCGCUCUUUACUUAUGGCCAGUUCAACGACUUUGUCAAUGCCAUCAAAUGUUCCGACUACAAGCAACGUGUGCAUUCAAUAAAAGAUUUAAUCAGGCAACUGCCGAAACCGAAUCAGGACACGAUGCAGGUGCUCUUCAGGCACCUCAGAAAGGUGGUUGAGCACGGUGAUGCCAACCGCAUGACGACACAAAGCAUGGCCAUCGUGUUUGGGCCCACGCUACUGCGACCCGAGACUGAGACAGCCAGCAUCGCCGUGCACAUGGUCUACCAGAACCAGAUUGUGGAGCUCAUUCUGCUGGAGUUUGAUGGUAUCUUCGGCAGCCUUUGAAGAAACGGCAGGUGCCGUGGGAGUGCAGCGGAGCGGGCGGAUGAAGUCGUCUUCAGAAGGUGCGUUUUAGGAAUGAAGAAGCUGCUUGUAAAGAGGAAGACUACUUCUGCCACCAUUUGAACAGAGCCAAAUAAUUUCUUACAGCUUUCUUCCUGUGGAAUGGCACGUGGGAACAGUGGGUCAUCCGGUUCCGACCUUGUGGAUUCGACGGUCUCCUUCCGCCUGUCGGCUGUGUACCUCCUUUCUGAAUUAUUUUUUGUUUGUUUUAAUUUCCCAGUUCUCUGGAAGAGUGGUACUGAACAGAGCGUUACGCAGGUUUGUCUGUACAGUCUCUCUGUGAGGAAAUGGCGCUGCAGAAACCUCUUGUACAGGGUUUUAAAUCCUGGAAAUUUCUGGAAAAUGAAGUAUGACUGCUUUUGAAGGUGGAUGGUGACAACUGUAGGGAAAACAUAAGAUAUUUGAAUAAAUGAUGUCGGGAGUCAGUGGUUGAGUGGUCUGAGAGUGAAGGUCUUUCGUGUCUGUCUUUCAGGAGCCUGUCCAGCUACUUUAUCUGUGAUGUUUUUUUUUGACUAACUGCUGUUUGAGGCAUUGCUGUAUGUAAUCUGAAUAAAGAAGAGUAAAAUAUUAA